Messenger RNA from Schistocerca americana (American grasshopper), 5566 nucleotides. RefSeq names its product inactive dipeptidyl peptidase 10-like. Gene Ontology annotation, molecular function: dipeptidyl-peptidase activity; serine-type peptidase activity. The transcript is spliced from 17 exons. The record is from RefSeq and is a predicted model, not a curated record. Lineage: Eukaryota; Metazoa; Arthropoda; Insecta; Orthoptera; Acrididae. Gene Ontology annotation, biological process: proteolysis. Bases 1655 to 4381 code for a protein of 908 amino acids.
AGGUUGCGUCUGUUCAAUGUGAGGCGCGCGGCCUGUCGUUCCCGCGUUUGCAGGUCUGCUUUCUGAAUCCCUCGGUGCAUAGGCCGAUUGCCUUCGACCUCUGAAAGAUGUGACUCACGGUGUAAGUGACUCGUUUCUGCGUUGCGUCUGCUUCAUUCGCGCACUUAGUCGACGCCGCUUCUGAAUCAAUCUGUAACAGUGAGGGAAAUCACGCGGAAAAUACUGUUACGGAAAGGGGUGGGUCGGUUAAAAACGUACAUUCUCUUGGUUGUCGGGCACCUGAGAUCGCAUCGUAAUCCCUACGUAGCAGCUAAUUUAUAUGCCACUUGUAGCGGCAUUGCCGAACUUUCCCGUAGAGUGCCACGCUGCACUGCUACAGAAGUAGUAGGCAUCGUAUUUAUUCAUGGCAUAGCUUACUGCUUCUGAAAACAGUAAAAGUACUCGAUGUUAGUGAUCUUCGUUAAUGAAGGAAGUGUUUACGUGCAAUAAAGCCCUAUAUGACCUGUUGACUUAAGGCAAACUAAAACCGUUCACAAAGUAACUUUCGUUCUUUUACAAGUAUUAAAAUGUUGUCUAGUUGAGUUUAACUAGUCUCGCUCCUGAUUUUGUUUGUUUACCACAACUAAAUAACCAACAUUUAUAUUUCGAAUGUAGCUAAAUGUAUAGGGAUGUGAAACUCCCUGUCGAAUCCGUCGUAUUUCUUUAGAAAAGCGGAGAUUGCUCCUUGCUUCACUUUGGAUUGGGCGGAACUUGCGAAAAAAGUAAAAGACAGAAAAAAAUAUUUCAAAUAGUUGGUAACUCCGCCGUCGCACCCGUGGAUCGGUCACUGUAAGAAACAUAGAGGUGUAUCCAUCGUGGACAGAACGGACCGGUUGUGCGGUUAUUCUAAGCGGCCGUUUGGCUCUUCAGUAGUAAGUUAUUCGUGUAGUUCUGGAGGAGUGUGUAUAAAAUCUAGUCCUCAUUUGGUUCGUGAAGAAAGCUCAAUCUUAGUCCGCGAGUAUUUUCGUUCUUUGUUAGAUGCAGACAGUUCCCGAAGCCUCGAAACUGGUAAUUUCGCGGGCUGAAUACGCACGGAAAUAAAUUGGCGUGCGCUUCUGGAGAGUGCGGGUGGCAUUGCUCCAGUUGGCACGCAGCCGCUGCGUCCUUUUGCCCUGGAACCGUACUGCACCAGACCGGACAGCCCACUGCGUAACUCUGCGGAGUCCCAAUUCUGUCGGCACCAGCCUGGACCACUAGUACAGUGCGUCCGUUCUCCACGGGACUUAGUUCUCGUCGAAUAAUCUUAGUUGGAAAACUGGAAUCAUCAUUCCUCCCUACUGUAUUUCGUUUUGGUCAGUGAUACGCCUGAGAUUUCAAUUAUCACUGAUCCUUUGAGUUUCAGUAAUUGCCCCCAAUAAACCAGCGAAUACCGAUAGCUUUACUGCGCGGGCCACCCACUAGACCCGUCGUCCAUCAAGGUGAGCUGAGGCGGCUUCAGCUUGGGCCCCUCUGACCCUUCCAUUCCGAAUACCGAGCUCGCAGCACAGUGCAGCGAGCGUAGACGGGGUGAAAGCGCGAGGGUAGGACCGUGCCCAGACCCCGGCUAGCCAUCGGUCCGCUUCGCCUCCCCUCGACCAGCUGCCCGUACGAGCGGCAGCCUCUGUGUCCGCCAGCCAUGUCCGCCCGCUGCGAGGACCACGACCCUUACGAUGACCCCGACCAGGAGGGCUGCGGCGACUCGGAGGAGACGCUGUCGAUGGUGGCGGGCACGACCCUCACUCUGGGCACAUCUGACGACCACGACCACGACCAGGACCACGAGCUCCAGCAGCAGCAGCAGGAGACGCCGCGCCGUCGACUCGUCAUCCGGUCGCCGCCGCCGCGACGGAGCUCGGCCGUCAAGAAGGUCGUCACCGUCAUCAGUCCCACGCAGGAGCUGGUGUCGUCGGGCCCGAACGAGCGCAACUGGCGCGGCAUCCUGAUCGCGCUGCUCGUGAUCGUGCUGGUGCUGGCCAUGAUCGCGCUCUCCAUCGCCAUGCUGUCGCCGCCAGACGAGGGCCCGAGGGUGCGCGGCGCCAAGCUCACGCUGGACGACGUCCUGGGCCCGCGCCUAAGGGCCCCGCCCUUCAACGGCUCCUGGGUCUCUGAUACCGAGUUGGUCUUCCGCGACCACUAUGGAGGGGUAUCAUUGUUGAAUGCUGAAAAUCUCACUACCAGGAUCAUCAUGACCAACUCCACAUUCAGACAGCUUAACGCCGUCGAUUACCGGAUCUCGAGCGACCUGAAGUACGUCCUUCUCAUCUACAACAGGAAAAAGGUUUGGCGUUACUCAUACCAGGCUAGCUACCAGGUGUAUGAGGUGGAGGCUCAGACCAAGUACCCGCUGUCGCCGGCAGGGCUGGACGGGUCGGUGCCUCGGCUGCAGCUGGCCGUGUGGGCACCCGCCGGCUCGCGGCUCGCCUUCGUGCACGACAACGACCUCUACUACUGCGACGACCCCCGGCGCCGGCCGCCCCUCCGGCUCACCACGACCGGCGUGCCCGGCGUCCUCUUCAACGGCGUGCCCGACUGGCUGUACGAGGAGGAGAUCCUGCAGAGCGGCGCCGCGCUGUGGUGGAGCCCAGACGGCCGCUACCUGCUGUUUGCCACGUUCGAUGACUCCUCAGUGGGCGAGCUGCGCUACCCCUGGUAUGGCUCUGGAACCGGGCACGUGGAACGGCCGCAAUACCCGCAGCUCAGGAGCCUGCGGUACCCCAAGGUUGGCACACCGAAUCCGGUGGUAACAUUGAGAGUGGUGGACCUGCAAGAAACGGCUAUGACCACGACAUCGACGAUAUGGCCUGCUUCUGCCAUAAAGAAUGUGCGGCCACCUUCCCAACUACCUACCGACCAUUAUCUGACAGCAGCAACGUGGAUCUCGAACGCAAAGGUGUGUGCUGUUUGGAUGAAUCGCGCGCAGAACAUUUCCCUGAUCAGCGUGUGCAAGCCACCACUCUGGAAUUGCGAGCAAGUGCACGAGCAGCGGUCGCACGCCUGGCUGGAGCCCGCGCCGGCGCCCCUCUUCUCGGCAGACGGCGAGUCCUUCGUGGCGGUGCUGACGCAGCGCGACGCCGCCGUGCCGGGCUACCCGCACGUCGUCAGGGUCGACAUCGCCGAGCAGAGGACCACACCACUCACGUACGGCGCCUGGCACGUCACCGCCAUUGCCGCCUGGGACCAGUUCCACCAUCUUGUGUACUUCGUAGCAACAGAAGAUGACUCACCAGGUGUACGCCACAUAUAUCGUGUUGGAUCGACUGGUAAUGAGCUCGCAGCAAUGUGGGAAUGUCUCAGCUGUGUCUCAAGGGAUAUGGACAGCUUUGCCUCUGGGAAUGAGACCACAGAUAUGGAACAAGAAUGCUUAUAUGCAUGGCCCCAUUUCAGUCCAGGGAUUUCUCCACAUUAUUAUGUACUGGAAUGCUUGGGACCAGGACCACCAUUUCAUGCUCUAGUGGAAACUACAUCCAAUGCAAGAAUUGCUAUGCUGGAUGACCUCAAGUACCUCAGAGACAGACUGCAGAGAAUAGCAGUACCGCAAGUGAAGACAUUCAAAGUACAGGUUCCUGGUGGGUUCCACGCACAUGUAAAGCUUCAUCUACCACCAGGACUAAGGGAAUAUGAGGACAUGGUGUUCCCACUGAUUUUGCACGUAUGUGGAGCCCCAGGGUCACAGUUGGUUUCAUCCUUGUGGAACAUGGGUUGGCCAGCGUAUCUUGCCAGCCGACGGAACUUCAUUGUGGCUGAAGUGGAUGGUCGUGGCUCUGGCUUUCAGGGAGAUUACAUCAGACACCAAAUACACAGGAAGUUUGGUUCCAUUGAGAUCCGUGACCAGAUUGAUGUUGUGGAGUACCUGACGAACAACCUGAAGUUUGUUGAUAGAGAUCACGUAGCGCUUUGGGGCUGGGGAUAUGGAGGAUUUGCAUCUGCUAUGAUCCUCAGCAAUGAUGACCACAGGCUGUUUCGGUGUGGGAUUUCAAUUGCUCCCAUCACUAGUUGGGCUUACUAUGAUUCUGCGUACACAGAGCGAUAUAUGGGCCUGCCUUCUGUCGAAGACAAUUACGUUGGCUAUGAACAAGCAAAUGUAACAAACAGAGCUGGCAGACUGCAAGACAAAAUGUUUCUACUCAUCCAUGGCACUGCAGAUCACACCGUACAUUAUCAGCAAAGCAUGUUGCUUGUAAGUGCUCUUACAAGAGAAGGAGUUCUUUUCAGGCACCAGACGUACCCAGACGAAGGAAAUGCAUUCUCUGGAGUAAAGCAGCACUUAUAUCGAGUCAUGGAGGCCUUCUUUGAUGACUGUUUUGGCCCUCUGGACUUUGAAGAAUGGGAAAUGGGCUCAAACUUGUUUUCUAGAAAGCCAUGAAGAAGUCCACUGUUCUUUUUUUCAUAUCACCGUCCAGCUGUCAUUGCCAUUCUAUGAGACUGACUUAAUAAUAUGGACUGAAAAAAUUAUUUGGUAAAGAAGAUCCCUUCAGAUUCUUUUACUUGCUGACAGGGUUAGUAUAGAAUAUUGACAAAAUAAUGGAGUAGGAAAAUCCUACAGAUGAACCGACCAAAACGUUUUUGUUGGCAUUUGUUCAUGAACCUGCAGUUAGACAAAAUAACAAAACAAGACAUCACAUUUUUAAGUGGGAAGACAGAUGAUCCUUUAAUAAAGUUGUUUCUCAUCAUCAAGCUCAGUAAAUACAGUAUUGUGCAACAGAUAGCAGUUUUUUGAAUGGAAGACAAGGAGAGUAUAAAUCUUUCAACAAAGACUACUACCAGUGCACACAGGAGAUCAUCAUGGCUGUGUUAUAAUGGUUUUUCUUUUUUUUUCCCAGACUCAUAAUUGUACCAAACAUUAAAGUUUCACUUCUUGCAUAUUUUUGGUUAAUUAAACGAAAAUCAAACAACGUUUCUCAAAGUUCAGGAGUACAAAUUGUUAAUGCUUUAAUAAAACUUACAUAUCUGGGAAACAUGACAAUGUUUUAUCAAUAAUGUUCAUUGCACAUUACCUCUACACUAUAACUUUUAAUUCUGUCAAACCAUUAUGUCAGAUCAUGAAAAAUGCACAUAAUAGAUGAUACUCAUCAAACUGAAGACAUGUCACAGGAAAUCAAAAAGGAGAGAUGAAACUAAUUCCUCCAACAACUAUGACAUUAUGAUGGAACAUUCCAAUGUAGAAGCAGCUACUUUCAGUUGUAAAAUAAAAGGGAAAAUACAUUAAGUUGAAAUCUUCAUAUUACAUCUGAAUAUGAAGUUCAUCCAUAUCAUCUGGGAACACAUAUUUUAAAAUAAAAUGUACAGUGUGCAUAUUUUUGCCUCUGUUGAUUUCAGUGUACAUCAAUUACAUUGUAUCAGAGUUACAAGUCGCAAUAGUACUUCCAGUUGUGCAGCUUUUUGCCUGAAAUAUUUCUAAGUAAGUCUGAGAUGUGAUAAAAACUUAUUAUAUGACACCGCUGGUGAAGAAGCUAUUUUGUUACCUCACUGGUGUAGAAAUUAUACAGUGUGGAUACAAAAUAGGUUCUUUCAUACAAUUAUGUGCAAAGAAGCUGAAUAUUAUUUUUUC